AUGAGGAUGCAGCCCUUGGUGAGAUUUGAAGGGUGCACUGGUCGGCCAAGGACAGUUUACUUUUCUGAAGACUCCCGAUUCAACGUGGCUACAGAUGGUGUUAUCACGGUCAAGAGGCCUUUCAAGCUUCAUAAACUGGAGACCAGCUUUAACGUCCAUGCCUGGGACUCUACUCACAGGAAGCUUUCCACCAGGGUGACGUUGAAGUCCAUGGGGCACCACCACCAGCACCGGCACCACCACCAUGACCCUGUCUCUGGAUCCCAGCCAGAAGUGCUCAUGUUUCGCAGCUCUCACCAGGGUCCCAGGAGACAGAAGCGAGACUGGGUCAUCCCUCCCAUCAGCUGCCCAGAAAACGAGAAGGGCGACUUCCCUAAAAAGCUGGUUCAGAUCAAAUCCAACAGGGACAAAGAGACGAAGGUUUUCUACAGCAUCACCGGCCCAGGGGCCGACAGACCCCCUGUUGGCGUGUUUAUCAUUGAGAGGGAAUCGGGCUGGCUGAAAGUGACUAAGCCUCUGGAUAGAGAAGACAUUCCCAAGUACAUGCUUUUUUCUCAUGCUGUGUCAUCAAAUGGGGAAGCAGUGGAGGAUCCCAUGGAGAUUGUGAUCACAGUGACAGAUCAGAAUGACAACAGACCUGUGUUCGUCCAGGAGGUCUUUGAGGGAUCUGUUGCAGAAGGCGCCCUUCCAGGAACCUCUGUGAUGCAGGUCUCAGCCACUGAUGCGGACGACGAUGUAAACACCUACAAUGCCGCCAUCGCCUACACCAUCAUUAGCCAAGACCCUGAGCUGCCUCACAAAAAUAUGUUCACUGUCAACAAGGACACAGGAGUCAUCAGUGUGGUCACCUCCGGGCUGGAUCGAGAGGUAGGGCAGGGCUCAGGGCAGUGGCAGGGAGAGUUGGAGGCAAAUGUAUACUAAA
Molecule: messenger RNA, 922 nt
Organism: Acomys russatus (golden spiny mouse)
Lineage: Eukaryota; Metazoa; Chordata; Mammalia; Rodentia; Muridae
Product: cadherin-1-like
Exons: 6
Coding region: 1-921 (306 amino acids)
Biological process (GO): homophilic cell-cell adhesion; multicellular organism development; adherens junction organization
Cellular component (GO): plasma membrane; adherens junction; catenin complex
Molecular function (GO): cadherin binding; calcium ion binding
Source: RefSeq, a predicted model, not a curated record